AUGGCUAGUCCCAACGUUCUUACCUUUGAUGCUAAGGGUCGAGCGGUAAACUUUGAGGUCUGGAUAGAUGAUCUGCAGCUUUUCCUGCAGUGCAAUAGCAAACACGACCUCUCACUCUUCGAUCUCACGUCUGGCGCCUCUACUGCCCCUGCUGCCGAUGCUGACAGUACUGUUCGCUCACAGUGGACCACACGCGAUGCUGCUGCCCGUCUUGCUGUGCGUAGCUACCUGGCGUCCACUGAGCGCGCGCACUUUAGCCAUUACAAGACUGCCAAGACCUA
Molecule: messenger RNA, 281 nt
Organism: Closterium sp. NIES-65
Lineage: Eukaryota; Viridiplantae; Streptophyta; Zygnematophyceae; Desmidiales; Closteriaceae
Source: the annotation of a GenBank genome assembly